CACUCAUACUGAACUGUACGCGCAUGCCUCUAAAGUAAACCAACCUGCAUCGGCCCCUCCCAUCCACUCCUACCGCAAGUCCCAGGGCACUCAAUCAGCAAGCGCCAGCACUGCGACUGUGCCCUGUUCUCCGACUCCAGGCUCGUCCUGACCUGACCAAACUGACGUCUCGCUGCCCCAGAGUGGGCCGCGCGUUAACUUUUGGGUAACUUGUACCUCAAUUAUAACCCGUAGCUUACAGGGCUACGGGGACAUCGCCAGGGAGAGAUCCGUGCAAUCGGCCAAUCGCGAUAAGACAGCAGAGGCCUGACCUGUUUCGGGCCUGGGCGGGUAUUUUGGGGCUUCGAUCUUUCUUUAUUGCUUUGCGUGUCCCCGGUGGACUUUUUUUGUAGAGCUUCAAACUACCUUUUUGUUGACGAGGCAGUAUCUGUGAUUGCUUCUUGAUCUACGCUGUGAAAGGAUACCUUGUUGUGUAUUCACAGCUUCUUGGAGUCGGUGAGAGCUUGCCGCUCAUAUUACUACACCGCAACUUUCCGGCCAGACUAGACCAGCAUCUCCCAACAGCAUUUUGGGUGAAUGAAGCUGGUCCUCAGCCCGGACCACUAGCACCUGGAAUUUACACAUCAUGGAGACAAUAACGAUCGUGAACAAGUCUGGGAAGAUCGUGGGCACAAGCAAGCACCUCCUCAACAUAUUCAAAGAAGCGAAAUACGCCUACCAAGAGAAGAAAGCCGAGAUCCGAGCAGAGAUACACGGCAAGAAUGAGGACAAGCUGGCGAGGAGGCUCGAGAAUGUCCGCCUCGAAGAGUCCAGAUCCGUAGCUUCGUCGAGGCGCUCACAUCGCAGUCAUAAAAGUCGUCGGCCGAAGCAUGAAGGCGAGUCGUCGAGGAGACCAGCCACAGCCCUUACGGAACGGAACUUAGCUGCCGCAUCAGAAGCAAGCGGAAGCGUCGCGGGCUCAAGAUAUGGUGGCUCUAGACCUGCGACUUCGCAUCGAUCGCCAACGGUCUACCAAGCGCCGUAUCAAGCUCCAACGGUCUACCAAGCGCCAUACACCGAAGACUACAAUGCCUCGAGACCUACCCUCGUCCGACACCACACGGAUUUCCCUCCUCGAUACGAGCCCGCGCCUAUGGGCUACAACUAUCACGACUACCCACCUCCGCCUCCCCUUCAGCGUUCCAUGACCUCCCCGAAUCCCAACCAUGACGAUGGUAUCGAUAUGAAUAUGGCAUAUGGCGAACUCCCGCCCGACCUGGCUAUGCAAGUCUACCCACGACAGCAGGAGGAGCAAAAACAGGAGUUAAAUGGCCUCAUGUCCAAGCUCGAUCACCUAAUGGUUGAAGCGCACUGCGUGCAACACACCGCUACUACGAUUAUCGCCUCGUUACAAAAGAACCCCGAGGCCAUGGCAGCGGUGGCUCUCACACUCGCAGAGAUCUCUAACAUCCUCACGAAGAUGGGCCCUGGCUUCCUGGCUGCGAUCAAGAGCUCCUCGCCAGCUGCAUUUGCACUACUCUGCUCGCCGCAAUUCCUCAUCGCCGGCGGUGUCGCAGUGGGCGUCACGAUCGUCAUGUUCGGCGGAUACAAGAUCAUUAAGAAGAUCCAGAAGGAGAUCAGCGACAAGAAGGAAGUGGACGAGAGCUACCGCGUGGACGAAGCUAUGGUUUUUAACGCAGACAACUACAGUAUCGAGUCUUGGCGCCAGGGUAUUGCGGAGGUUGGGGGGGAGAGUGUCUCGACCAGCGUGGAUGGGGAGUACAUAACCCCUAAAGCGGAGAUACUGCGCAAGCAGCGGAUCAGGGACAGAGCUAUGGAGGAGCGGAGUGGUGCGCCACGGUCGCCAUCGGUGGGCGCGAGUAGUAACGCGAGCACGGUCAGGAGGAAGCCGGUGCCGGUGUAUAUGGAUUCGAGUCGGACGGUUGUGACGGAGAGUGCGCGGACGGAGAGGUCGAGUCGGACGUCUAAGACGACUAAGAGUCGGCGGACGUCGAAGUCGGAGACGGGGAGGUCGGAGAGCACGGUGAAGCCGAAGAAGGAGAAAGAGGGGAAGGAGAAGAAACCGAAGAAGCAGUCCGCGAUUAGUGUCCUGUUUAAGGGGUCAUCGUCGAUUAAGAAGGAUAAGAGUGUCGUUUGAGAGUAAAUGAGCGUGCGAUACCAGUGCCAGCAAAAAUACAGCGGAAAUACACAGUUGGGAAUCCUUUUUGGGGGUGUUCUUGGAGCGAGUUUUUAUACGCAUGGUUGCGAGACCAUCCACCUCAUCUAUACAGAUGCCUUUUUUAUAUAGAGGUAGAAUAUUUUGUAAUAAUUACAGGAAG
This is a messenger RNA of Pseudogymnoascus verrucosus, 2318 nucleotides long. RefSeq lists its product as uncharacterized. The transcript is spliced from 2 exons. NCBI's taxonomy places the organism in Eukaryota, Fungi, Ascomycota, Leotiomycetes, Thelebolales, Thelebolaceae. Bases 626 to 2137 code for a protein of 503 amino acids. The record is from RefSeq and is a predicted model, not a curated record.